Messenger RNA from Haliotis rufescens (red abalone), 870 nucleotides. RefSeq lists its product as uncharacterized. Bases 120 to 773 code for a protein of 217 amino acids. The transcript is spliced from 2 exons. Gene Ontology annotation, biological process: protein homooligomerization. Gene Ontology annotation, molecular function: protein binding. The record is from RefSeq and is a predicted model, not a curated record. NCBI's taxonomy places the organism in Eukaryota, Metazoa, Mollusca, Gastropoda, Lepetellida, Haliotidae.
ACUACACGUGACAACAUACGUUAUCUCUCACGGAACAGGUCGGUACAAGGACAUUACAGCAAACACUGUUAUAAUUAUCAAGGACACUGUUAUCAAUCUAGCAUCUGGUGCUUCGCAAUAUGUCUUCAAGUUUUCCUGCUGUAGUUGACUUAAAUGUGGGUGGUCGACAUCUGACAACCUCCCUGUCCACCCUCACCAAGUACCCGGACUCCAUGUUGGCCGCCAUGUUUAGUGGAAGACAUCCGAUAGCCAAGGACAAAGAUGGCCGCUACUUCAUCGAUGUAGAUGGGGAUGUGUUUGUUCACGUCCUCAACUUUCUGAGAUUCGGGAAAAUGCCUCCACCCGAAAGAGCAUCAGAGGUUAAUGAAUAUGCGGAGUACUUUGGAUUACAGGAACUGAAGGCACCUAUCACCGAAGAUUUUAACAAAGUGAUCUAUGAUAUAUGGAAAAAGAAGCUGCCAAAUUAUCAAAGAUACUGGGUAGAGGUGAAAAGACAAAUAGGCGAUCGCACCUCAAAAUACUUUUACAUUUACGUCGGGUCAUCCCACAAUUGUGUUGAGUAUCCGAGAAGAAGAACGCUGUUACUUCAUGAUCCUGGUAUGAAUGACAUUAUUCGCCUCCACGUGACACGUGAUGAAUACGCGCACCCUACUGUUCUUUUGAAUCUUCUUGCAAACGACCUGGAAAAAAUGAACAUCUUCACGGACUAUUGUGAGACGGGAUGUGUAAAUUGUACUUGUCAAGCAGCCAUGCGAUUUAAGAUUGGCAGGUGACAGUCGUUGGUACUAAUCCGACUACUUGGUUUGGAUGGUUGGUUUGUUGUUUAACGCCGCACUCAGCAAUAUUCCAGCUAUAUGACGGCGGUCUGUA